UAGGUACGAGAUUGGACUCAUUCAAGAUGGCGGACAAAAUACGCGAAGAAACAGAUCUUUUAGAAAGGCUGUUUCUUCGACUCGGCGCCGCUCAAACUGAUGAACAACUCGAGAAAACAGUUGGGACCUUUCUCGUUCCAUUACUUUUGAAAGUUUCAAGUAAUCACGAGGAUGUCAAGAAAAAGGUUAUGGAGAUAUUGACUCAUAUCAACAAGAGAUUAAAGAGCAGACCCAAACUUCAGCUUCCCAUAGAUGCACUAUUGAAACAGUAUCAAGACCCAACUAUCUCUCCAUUUGUUACAAAUUUCACGAUCCUGUAUCUACGAAUGGGUAUACCAAGACUUGAAUUGGAAAGACAAGUGGAAAUAGUUCCAACAUUGAUACAAUGUCUGCAUCAAAGACCAGUUCCACAACAGGAUUGCAUCCUUCAGCUCAUCAUGCCAGUUCUUGGACUUGUCAAGGUCCCUCAGGAUACGGAACAAAAGGAGGGUUUGUUUUUAUUCAAGCAGAAUCCAGAUGUUGCCAAAGUGUUUCUUGAUUUCAUACUAGAUGUUCUUCUGAUGCCAUAUAGUUCGAGUCAUUCAGCCAAGACAGAGGAAGACCAACUUCAUGAAGAGGAAUCAAGUUCGUCUACCUCUGCAGAACCAUCAAGUCUUCCUGGUCCUGCUAAAUCUACUGGGCCUCCACCUGGUCUUAGCAAUGCUGCUAUUAAGAGAGUGACUGGUGAUCAUCCCAUGGAGGGCGACAGUUUAGAAAAGGUUAAGCUUGGAGUCUUAAGGUUUUUGUCAAAAGAUGUAUUUCAAGAGAGUGAUGUGAUUUGUCAUUUUGUUGUUGCUACAGGAGACUCAAGGCACAGUAUUGGCGAUUUUGCAGACCAUGAAUUAAAGCGGGUUGCAAGUUCAACAGACUGGGAGAAACCUGAGGUUGUCAGCAAGAUGUUUGGUAUCUUUCUUGGUACUGUUGUAACUGCAGGCUCUAACAAGGCCACACUAUCUGCUGACCAGAAGAGAAGCCCAGCAGGUAUAAGAGUUAAACAGAAGAUAUUUCCUUACUUACUGAGGUCAAGAAGAGCUACAGAUCAGUUUCCUGCUUGCAUUCAAGUAGUGUUUGAUAGUCUGUUUGGUGCUCAGCCCAAUGCUAAGCUAAGAGUAAAUGCCGUCCAGUUUGUCCAACACAUGUGUUUGUUCAGCUCUGAUAAAGUACUUGGUGCCAUGGGUCAAGUUUUGUUGUCUGGUAUGACCAAACUUGUUGACGAAGAAAAACAGAAUGUCAAGCUUCGAAGUCUUGCAUUUGGCGCAAUCGGCAAAUUAUCCAGGAGACUUCCAUCAUUAUUCGUCAAUGACAUUGGCCUUGUACAGAAACUAUUCCAGUUUAUAUGUGAGGAAGAAGAAGACGUCAGACUUGCUGUUCAGGAAGCUUUGUCAAUGAUGGCUCCUGCCUUUAGAGAUACAAAAGGAUCGACUAAAUCACUUAUCGAGGCUUUGAUUCUGAAUAAUGUAGAGAAGGAGACGCAUCAAGCAAGGCUUGUAGCUGUACAGUUUGCAAACAGUGUCUUUCCCCCAACACAUAUUCCAUCCAGAUACGUGUGUAUGUUGGCCGUCGCUGACAUCAAAGACGACGUUCGAGAUGAAGCGAAGCGUGGUCUUCGAUUAGUUAAAGAUCGUAGUGUUCUUACGUCAAGUGAACAAAACACAACCGAGACUGGUCAACUUCCAUCAUUUCCAGAGAUWGUGGAGUAUGUUGUACAAAAGGCUUCUGAACGUUUUCAUGGCUCAUCUUGUUAUAUUGCUGGUCACCAUAAGCUUGCCUAUACUCCAGGCAUUUUUACUGAGAUCACACUGUAUCUGAGGCGUUGUUUAGCUGAUAGYGCGGGUGUUACGCAUGAGGACGAGGUAAAUCACGAGACUCUCGUUGUUAUCUCAAGGUACCUGCAGAAUUUGCUUAACAAUAUCAUGGACUCAGAUAUUYCGUCAUCGUCAAUUGGAAAAUAUCUUGAUCUAUUAAAACAAGCUCUUCAACCAAUUGGAGGUGCUGAUUUGCAUACAGUUGCUCUUCAUAGUCUGCUGGAAAUGGUGGCAGCAGUCCCAGCAAGACUUGCAAAGUUCUAUCAUCAACAGUUGGACUGGUUAAAGAGUUUUACUUUAUCUACUAAGCAAGAAGCAAGGGAGUACGCUAGUCGGCUGCUGGGAAUUGUUGUUAGCUCAAUGGGACAAAAAACUUUUAAUGAAGUGAUGUCCGACUUUUCUUCUUCUCUGAGCUCCCAGUCACUGGACAUCAAACAUGGUGCCGCUACAGCGUUAGGUUUCCUUAUUGCCAGACACAUUCACCAAGAACGACUGAGCCAACUAGACGAAGAUGAUGUGAUUUCACUGGACAUCAAACAUGGUGCCGCUACAGCGUUAGGUUUCCUUAUUGCCAGACACAUUCACCAAGAACGACUGAGCCAACUAGACGAAGAUGAUGUGAUUAUAGAAGAUAUGGAGGUAGAUGAACCUAACUCGCAGUCAAGCCAUUUGACAGAUGUUGUAACCAAACUAGAUUCGUCAGGUCGAAUUACAAUUUACUAUCGGUGAAUCUCUUUCUUGUGCUGGCGCUGGAUAUCGUUCUCAGGCAGCUCGUGACCCCUGGACAGCACAGGCAAUGGAAGCUAGGGCCGAUGAGCCUGAUACUGACGUCAUGAAGGACUUGAUAGAGAUGAUAGUCACUAAGCACUCCAAGAAUCCUGUCCCACAUGCUCGGCAGGCCUCAUGUGUCUGGCUGCUCGCUCUCGUUAAAUAUUCGGGAAACCAUUCAGCCAUUCAGGUAUGCUUGUUGGUAUUAGAAAUGAAUAGCCAACGGAAUAUGCAAGUCACUGAGGAGACGAAGGUGUUUGGCGAGGGUGAAUUAGGGAAAGCACCAGAGGGAAGUGGUUUAUCGACGUACAAAGAGCUGUGUUCAUUGGCAAGUGAUCUCAAUCAACCUGACCUUAUUUACAAGUUUAUGCAUCUCGCCAAUCAUAAUGCUCUUUGGAAUUCAAGGAAGGGYGCUGCAUUUGGUUUUAGUAGUAUAGCUGCUCAUUCACGAGAACAGCUGGAACCUCACCUACCAAAGAUUAUUCCUAAAUUGUACAGAUAUCAGUAUGAUCCUAGCAUGAGAAUCCAGCAAGCUAUGUCGAGUAUUUGGGCUGCACUUGUCCCAGAAUCCAAGAAAACUAUCGACAAAUACCUUAAAGCUAUUCUUGAUGACUUGGUUUCUAAUUUAAAYAGCAAUUUAUGGAGAGUCAGGCAGUCAAGUUGUAUGGCCUUAAGCGACCUGUUGAGUGGUCGUGCCAUUGAGGACAUCCUCGAGUAUUUACCUCGUUUGUGGGAAUUGUGUCUACGAGCAAGAGACGAUAUCAAGGAAACUGUUCGACAGGCUGCUGACGCGGCGUGCAGAAGACUUAGUAAGGUUUCUAUACAAGUUUGUGAUAUCAAUCAUGGUAAACUCGGUGAGAAAGCAAUUGCACUUGUCCUGCCAACAUUGCUUGAUAAAGGACUUGCAAGCGGCGCCGAAGAUGUCCGAUCCAUCGCAUUAUCUACAAUACUGAAAAUAAGUAAGAAUGCGGGAUCUCUACUAAAACCUCAUAUCACCGUCCUUGUGAUUGCAUUACUUCAGUCACUUAGUGAAUUGGAACCUCAGUCCAUGAAUUAUGCCAGUUUACACCUACACAAGAACGAAGAAGUACAAGAGAAGCUUGAAAGUGCCAGGAUAGCUGCGUCCAAGAUGUCUCCCAUGAUGGAAACAGUAAACAUGUGUGUCCAAUAUGUCGAUGAAACAGUUUUACCUGAACUUGUUCCCAAGCUCUCAGAUCUUUUACGACGUGGGGUUGGACUGGGAACUAAAGUUGGUUCUUCUAGUUUUGCGGUAUCCCUGUGUCAGCAGUGUUCUCAAGAACUCGCACCGUUUGCAGGCAAACUGUUAAGCGCAUUGCUGUCAGGUCUCAGUGAUCGUAGCUCUUCUGUCAGGAAAUCAUACGCCAGUGCCAUAGGACACAUUGUAAAAGUUGCGAAGGACAGCAGUGUGGAGAAAAUAAUUCAAAAAGUCAAGAAUUGGUAUUUUGAGAAAGAAGAUCACGGGCUCAGGCUGGCUUGCGGCUAUACAUUCCAAUCUAUGACGCGUUACUCGCCUGACGUAAUGAAGAGACAUGUGACCAAGACCCUCCCCACCGUGUACUUUGCUAUGCACGAGAAACAGAAAACAGAAAACACCGGAGCCUUGGUAAAUUCACAUUCUGUUUGGGAGGAAAUAUGGCUUGAAAAUACUCCAGGUACAGAAGGAGGCCUUCGUCUUUACUUGGCUGAGAUCGUAGACAUCGCGUGUACUUCUCUAACGUCACAAGCAUGGCCAGUUAGACGACAAGCCGCUGACACAAUAUCAAGUGUAGCUUCUAAGUUAGGUACCAAUCURCAGCAACCUCAUCUCAGCAAACUCUUAGAAUCUUUAGUCAGUAGUCUUGCUGGGCGAACAUGGACUGGGAAGGAAUCGUUGCUUGAGGGAAUUUUGAAUAUUUGUAAGCAGUGCAAAAAAUCCAUUCAGUCAUCCGACCCCCCAAUUACACCAACCAUUCACCAAGUGGUUGAUUCAGUAUUCAAGGAGUGUAAAAAGGAAAAUCCAACAUACAGAAAAAAAGCUCUUGACUGCUAUGGUCAAAUUGUGGAGGAGUACUCCUUGAUAAGAUUCCAGGAACUAGCAGACCUUAUCUUCCCUCUUAUAGAUCCCGAAUCAAAAGAAGAGGAAGAUGAUCAAGACGAAACACACCAAGAUAUCGAGGAAGAAAGGAUYACAGAUCAGGAUUUACUGGGUGCGAUGUACGAAAGUCUGGGACGAGCGUGGCCAAAAGAGUCUGAUGAUACUUUAGAAUCUCAUGGAAUAAGGUUCAUUUCAGUCCUGGCCAAAGCUUUAACAUCAAGUACAUGGAAGGUUCAGGUUGUCAUACUUCGCGCUAUCAAGUCAUUUUUAAGCAGGUUAAAGUGGCAGUUGUCACCUUAUGGCCCAAAAAACAACUCUGAUAUUACCAUGGAUACAGUCAAACCAGGAGUAAAUACGGACAACUCAGAUAUUUGCCUGGAUACAGAUUCAGCUGCUGCUGCAGAUGAUGGUAGUAAUGACGUUGCUAUAAAUACAAGUAAAGCAGAAGUUACCAUAGAAACAGAGGUGUYAUCACCACCUCUGACAACAUUAGAGACUAUCCUUCAUCGUGGGUUACCGCCAGUGUGCGAAGGACUGGAAAACAAGAAGUACGCCGCAGUACGACUAAAUUCUCUGGAGGUUUUAGAAACACUAGUUGCAACGCUGAAACGUAGAGAUUGUCAAGCUCUGUUGUCAGGCAGUGUUAAAGAACUCAUUCUAGAUGGUUUAAAGUACAUUUACAAUGACAAAGAACCAAGAAUUAAAGAUAAAGCAAUACAACUCAACAAACAAAUUAGAUGAUAACAWUCGCUAUUAGACAAGUGAAAUUUCAAUUUAAUUUUAAAUUAAGAUUUUCAGCAUUUUGAGAAGCUAUGAAUUGAAUAUAUGAAAUUAUUCGUUGGCACAUGCAAAAAGUUUUCGAGUAGAGGUAAAAAAUAACAUCUUAUUGAAUUUCCAWUUCCACAUAUUCUAAGGAGCAAAUAAAAAACAUUCUCCGCUAGGACAUGCAUUUGACGUCAAACCAGCUAUUUCUAUUGAACGAAACAAAUUUUAGAAUARUUGUUUCGCUCCCAGAUGGAGUUGUGCCUGGCGUCCAWCUCGCCCCAAAAGUAGUUUCCCCAAGGGAUCGAGGGYAAUUUUGGGACGAUCAUAUSGACACGAGGCUUGUAAAUUAUAAAAUUCACAACAAGAUUAUUGAAUCAUCGUCUACUACAAUAGAUGUUUUACCAAUGCAUAUAGUCAAUAUUUCUUUCUCUUUUUCUUUYCUUAUCCCUUCCUUCAAGUUUUUAGUUGAAAAAUAAUGUAGUUUAGCAUUGAUUUCAACAACUGAGUCAAUUCGCGUUGAAUCUACAAGUUCAUUAUUAUUUCUUUUUCUUUUCAAAAUAUAAUCAGAUUGUUGAGUACUCAUUUCAACAACUGAGUUAAUCGUAAAUUAUUUUCAAAUUGCUACUUAUUCAGUGUUUGGCUCUCAUUGAAUCACUUAUUCGAAAUCACUUGACUUGAAACUAAAAGCUCUUAGGACAAAAUUCAAAUAAGCCAAAUUAUUGUAGAAUAUCCGCUAAUACUUSUAAUAGGGUUUCAGCAAAUGCAAGCAAGUACUUGGAUACCGGAUUUAGAAUAAGCGCAGACACACGAGGGUAAUAUCUCCCUUUGUCCUGAAAUGAAAUCCCUACUCGACAACCUACUUGCGAGUCUUGAGAGGAAUCACCUUAAGGAUGUACUGACGUAUCCGUUUAUAGACAGCCUGGUUGCUAUGCUAGACGAUGCUAGCCAAUCGGAGAAGCGGGCGCGCGCGCGUUUUCAUGGCGGGAAAAUUUUUACUUCCGGUGUAAAGGUUUUUGUUUACAUAAAAUKUAUGGUAUCAUUUAAAAAAUAUAAUCUUCGGUGCGAAACAUCAAAUGGAUGUGUUUUUUCAAUACUACUUUAUUUACGGCGGCAAGCGCCUCGAACCGUACACCGGUUCGGCCUUCGGCCUCAAGGACGGCGCUUCCGUAAAUAAAGUACAAGAWCGAGUAAAUCCAGCCUCUGGUUUCCAGGGUAUCGUUUAAUAUACUUUGCUUGAUGAAAUWAUAGGAUUCUUUCGUAUUAAUGACGUCACGCGAUGACGUCAUAGAAUGUGUUAUUUUUUGUUUGGGAAGGCUUAAUACUUAAUACGAAAGCGAUUKUACUUUUGUUUGUCAUUUUAGAGAACUACUGAAUUUGCCUAGCAACGGAUAUGUCAGUACACCAUUAAAUGAAGCAGUUAGUCGGGAACCAAAAGAGCGAUCAUUGUUGCCUUGGCAAUAUAUGUCAUAAUGUCCUACUGACGAAAGAUCUAAAGGACUUCAAACUUAACWCAAAUAUUAAAAGUGGCUGUAGAUCUUUCUGUUGAUGUUCAUUAUGUAARUUAUGGUGAAUUACAAAAUAGGCCAAUCAAGUAAAAAAUCAAUCAAAGUAUGUC
This is a messenger RNA of Exaiptasia diaphana, 7087 nucleotides long. Its product is annotated as proteasome adapter and scaffold protein ECM29. Lineage: Eukaryota; Metazoa; Cnidaria; Anthozoa; Actiniaria; Aiptasiidae. Gene Ontology annotation, molecular function: molecular adaptor activity. Gene Ontology annotation, cellular component: cytoplasm; nucleus. Gene Ontology annotation, biological process: proteasome assembly. The record is from RefSeq and is a predicted model, not a curated record.